Molecule: messenger RNA, 950 nt
Organism: Ooceraea biroi (clonal raider ant)
Lineage: Eukaryota; Metazoa; Arthropoda; Insecta; Hymenoptera; Formicidae
Product: MAP3K12-binding inhibitory protein 1-like
Source: RefSeq, a predicted model, not a curated record
AUAGCUGACGCGAAGAUGUUUUUUAGUGAUAAUUAUCUACCAAACUCUUUAAUCGGCUGGCGCUGGUGUAAGUUAGACGCAGCUGUGAACAUGGCAAACCUUAUUACAUCUACAACUGCAAAGGAAGAGGAUGCCCAAGCAACCUUAGGCUCAAAUGAAAAAAUAUCAAACGAAAUUGUUAUUGAUCCAGAUUCCGUGCAAGUUCGUGCGAGCUGGGAAGAAUUGAAUCGAAGGAUAGGAGCAUUCAUUGAGAGGAAACGUCAACAAGUAGACACUCUGAAUGUACAAGAAUUUUGCUGUCACAGUGAGAAGAAUGGUGAUUAUGAGAAUUCCUGUGCAAGAGUGGACGCUGUUCUAAUUCGACACAAAGAUUCCAAAAGUCAUGUAAAAGUUCACAGAGUACUAAACACAUGGGGACCCCAGACAGUUGAUCAAUCCAUUUUAAAAACACUUGCAAAUGAUGCAAAUGAUACUAUCAGCUGCUCUCCUAUACUAGAUAAUAGGAUUUCUGAAGCAGAGUGUAUAGUGGGGAUUAACAAACCUGUACCCAAAGAUAUUUAUAAAAGAUUGAAAAACAUUGAGGACAGAAUACUGUAUUUAGAAAGCAUAUCGCCAGAGUACAAGGAGUUUUGGGUAGCAGACGACAUUAAUAACUUGAAAGGUCUUUCAAAAUCUACCCAGAAAAGGACAUACUCCAUGGCAGAACUCGACUCUAAAUUAUAUGAACUUGAAGACAAAUACGCUAAGAAAAGAAGAUGACUACAACACACGGCACGCGGAGAAUUCGAGUUCGAGAAGUGUCGGGCAGAUUGUAGAGAUGAAGAUGGCCGUGGAACAUAUCGUUCUCUGCUCACGCCGAAUGCGCGCCGAAAUACGGUGGAUUUGUCAAGCACGUAAAAAUAUUUAUAUACAAAAUAGUCAAUACUGUAAAAAAUAGUUUGUUAAAACAC